Messenger RNA from Cygnus olor (mute swan), 1164 nucleotides. RefSeq names its product pleckstrin 2 (gene PLEK2). The record is from RefSeq and is a predicted model, not a curated record. The coding region runs from base 91 to 1158 and encodes 355 amino acids. The transcript has 9 exons. NCBI's taxonomy places the organism in Eukaryota, Metazoa, Chordata, Aves, Anseriformes, Anatidae. Gene Ontology annotation, cellular component: plasma membrane. Gene Ontology annotation, biological process: actin cytoskeleton organization; intracellular signal transduction.
CUUGCCUGAACUCCUCACGUGCAGAGAGACAGACUGCCAGGGAUCAGGUUCUUCUCAGUGGGGGCUCAUCUCUCCUGGCGGCUGGUCGUGAUGCAGGAGGCAGCUGGAGUCCUGAAGGAGGGCUUCCUCGUCAAACGGGGACAUAUCGUUCAUAACUGGAAAGUAAGAUGGUUCGUUCUGCUUCAGGAUAAGCUCCUGUACUAUAAACUUGAAGGAGGCAAGAAGGAGUCUUCUCCAAAGGGCAGGAUCCUCUUGGAUGGCUGCACUAUUACUUGUCCAUGCUUGGAAUAUGAGAACAGACCUCUACUCAUCAAACUAAGGACAAAAACCAACACAGACUAUUUCAUUGAAUGUUGCUCCAGAGAGGAGCGAGAUUCUUGGGCUUUGGACAUCACUGGAGCCAUUCAUGCUGGUCACCCAGUGCAGGUACAAGAGCUUCACAGAAUGAAGAACUCUUUCAAACUUCUGGAGAAUAUCAGCCUCCACCACAUAGUGGAUAAAAUGCGUGACAGCAGUACUGGAAUUAAGCUGACCCGCAACUUGGAGCAAGGCAACAGAUACAAAGAGACCUUCACAGGCUCUGCCCUGGUGGACUGGCUCAUCUCCAACAGCUUUGCCGUGUCGCGGUUUGAGGCCGUCACCUUGGCUUCCAUGUUGAUGGAGGAGAACUUCACCAAGCCCGUGGGAGCCCGCAGCAUUGAGGCCAUGCGCUACAGCGACCUCUCUGAGCAGUUCCUCGACGACUCUACCGCACUGUACAUGUUUGCUGAGAGCAGUAAGAAAAUGCUCAGCUCCAAGGAAGAGCUACAAUUUAACAUCUCUGAAUUAAGUGGCAUGAUUGUGAAGCAAGGAUUCUUAGUGAAACAGGGACACAAGAGGAAAAACUGGAAGGUGAGGAAAUUUGUUUUGAGAGCUGAUCCUGCUUUCUUGCACUACUAUGACCCCACUAAGGAAGAAAACAAGCCAGUAGGUGGAUUUUCUCUUCGUGGCUGUCUUGUCUCAGCUCUGGAGGACAAUGGAGUCCCAGCAGGAGUGAAAGGCAAUGUACAAGGCAACCUUUUCAAAAUCAUCACCAAAAAUGACAUUCAUUAUUAUAUCCAGGCCAGCUCCAAGGCAGAGCGAACACAAUGGAUUGAGGCAAUCAAACCACUGACAUGAGUAAGG